AAGGAAGCCUCUACCAGUCCGUAUCAAUAGGGACAGUCACACCAUGAAGCAUAGUCUCGUUGUCAAUUUGUUCUUGCCACUCGUGGCAUCUGCGCUGCUUUUGGAAGUACGAGGGUCCAGCAACAGAGGAACGACGGGUGUUGAAACGGAGUCCUUGAAGAAUUCCAAGCUCAAUUUCGGCUACCAGAGUAACGGCAUGUAUCCAGGAGGCUUUGUGCACUCAGCAAGUGGCUACUAUCCAGGGGGUGGCGUAUAUUAUCAUGUGGGUGCGGGGGGCGGUUACCCUGCAGCAACCGGCGGUUACCCUGUGCAUCCAGAGACAGGAGUUAACCCUCUUGGACCUGAAAAUGAAGUUCCUGCCUCCGGCGAAAAUGGAGAAAAAAUUCCCGGUGGAGUUGCAGUGGACGACGAGGUGGAGGUAUUUGACGUGCCUCAGUCGAAACAAGGAGGUUACCCUAGCAGAGGAUAUCCGAAUGGAGGUUAUCCCGGUAGAGGAUACCCCAGUGGAGGGUAUCCUAGUGUUUACCCCAAUGCUGGUCAUCCCGGAUAUUACCCCGUCGUCUAUGUAGGGUGAACAGCAACAUACAGUGAAGAAGACAUUCAGGAGCACAUAAAAACUUCUGUUCCAAGCAGACAAGCUAGUAUAAGCUUGUAAGAUAGCAGAAAAUUAAAAUGUUAUUUGUCUGGAGCUGCCCUGGGUUUAACCUCGGUGAGCUUCAAUAUAGGCUGUAUUAUUUAAUUUAAUUUAUCGCUUAAUUUAAACGUGUCUUGUCUGAAUUUGUCUAAUAUAACUAGUUUUUUUUAUCCUAGAGAAUAUAGACUGAUGCUGAUCUCAGAAACAUCAUGUUUACUGUUACUUUAUUAUAAGGAAUUGUGUAUAACUUUACGUUUCACGCCCGCAAGUGCACA
Cryptotermes secundus is the source of this 909-nucleotide messenger RNA. Its product is annotated as cold and drought-regulated protein CORA-like. Bases 44 to 574 code for a protein of 176 amino acids. Lineage: Eukaryota; Metazoa; Arthropoda; Insecta; Blattodea; Kalotermitidae. The transcript is spliced from 3 exons. The record is from RefSeq and is a predicted model, not a curated record.